Limulus polyphemus (Atlantic horseshoe crab) is the source of this 4784-nucleotide messenger RNA. Its product is annotated as unhealthy ribosome biogenesis protein 2 homolog. NCBI's taxonomy places the organism in Eukaryota, Metazoa, Arthropoda, Merostomata, Xiphosura, Limulidae. Gene Ontology annotation, biological process: ribosome biogenesis. Bases 1 to 4692 code for a protein of 1563 amino acids. The record is from RefSeq and is a predicted model, not a curated record. Gene Ontology annotation, cellular component: nucleolus. The transcript is spliced from 28 exons.
AUGGCGCUUUCCUUAGACCUUAUACAGAAUUUGAAUUGUAACAGCCCUCUUCUGAAGAGAAUUCAACUGGCAAAAGAAUUGUAUAUAAAUGAUGCAUUGUGUAUACCAAGAAAGAAAGAAAUUAUUUUAAACUGGUUUUCUGAUUUGAUCAGUUGCCAACAUCAAAAAGACAAAUAUGACAAAAGAAGAGAAGAGAACUUGCAUAUUUGGGAAUCUUUCAACUCAAUAUUAGAAUUAGAAUGCAAUGCUAAAACCAGGCCACUACUGAAAAGUUCUUUCGCACAGGUAAUUCUAGAAGCAGUGCAAGAGCUUGAGAAGGACUGGAAAGAAAAUUUAGGAAGUAUUGUGCUACGUUGUUGUCAGACAAUUCUCUUGUCCUCAUCAGUGACUUCAGUGUUUUCUCUAAAGUUUGAUUUACUGGUGUCUUUAUUAGCAGGUGUUGUAAAGCUAGUAAUGUUGGUGGAUGAAACAUGGAACAACAGCAUUGUUGAAGAAGUUUCUAGUUUGUUGGAUACAGUUGUUAAUCAGCUAGAAUCAUUACAAAAACCAAAUCAGAUUGAGGUUACAGCCCAAGUCAUUAAAGAAGUUUUUGAACCAGUCAUCAUUGUUCAUCUUCAAGCCUCGAAACAUGAACAUCUUAACUUGAAAAAAAGUGUGAAAAAACUUGUCCUUUUUAUCAACAGUGUCUUUUUUCAUAGGGAUCAUUUAGAAAAAUUUGAGAGAAUUCUGAAUGGUUCUUCCACUGAGAGUGAGAGUAACAACAAAUACCCAGAAAUCUUGUUUGAAAAAAUUGUGGCCUUGUUGAAUGGUGAGUCAACAUGUAUCACUGUCAAUUCUGAUGUUUUGAAGCUUUCUACAGUGGAAUUCCUACCUGAGAUCCUUAAAAGCUUUGCUUUUAAAACAAGAAAUUUUGAUAAUUAUCCAGUUUUGAAGUUUGCUGUUUUGCUGUGCAACAUCAUUGGUAUUGAAGUCAUUUCUCAGUUUUCUUCAGAUUAUUCUUUAUUUCCUGAUCAACAAAAGGUAAACCUCUCCAUUGAUUUAAAGAUAAGAGGAAUAGCAGAAAUCCUCAGGAGUUGUACAGAGGUCAAGAUAGAUACUAGCUAUAUACAGCAGUCUAGUAAAGAAAAACGAGGAUUCUUUAAGUGGUGUCAGAACGUUUUGGAAUGGUUAUUGAACAAUACUAGACUAAAUAAAUGCCCUGCAUUAUUUCAGAGUCUUGAUGCAUUGUUAAAACUGAGUCCAUUGAUUAUUGAACCAUCAAUUGUCAAAGUAUUUCAAACGUUGUGGCUACAGUGUGGUCAGCUUGAUGAAGAAACUAGGACCCACCAGACAGAUUUUCUCUGCCAUCUCUUAUCAACCUACUCUCGUCUGAGACAAAUUCCAAAAUUUCUUUCAAAACUGUUUCAUGCUGUAAAGACAAUAACUGAAGAGAAGACAGCCAGCCAAAUAAGUCCACUUUCCUCUUGUCUGCCAGCAGCUUUUAUGAUAAAGUUUACGGAAUCAGUGUUAAUGCUUCCUUUUGGACAGACUUUGAAUGCUUGGAAUGUGUUUUUGGACACUAUUACUGUGUUGCUGAAUAAAUAUAAGACAGGGAAGGAAAAACCAGAGGUGUGUGAAUGUUUAAAAAUUGUGACAACAAUUUUUCACAGUUUUCUUCUUCAUGCACGUCUUACUGAUGAAAUUCUUCCACCUGUAGCUCUGCCAGAAGUAGAGAAGUUAAUGGAAGUUCUCCAACAGUGUGUUAUUGACCUGUUUAACGUGUAUAAAGAUCAUAAUACGGUUCCAGGCCUUGGCUGGUCAUUUUUGAUUUUAUGUUACACCUGGGGAGAGGCUCAUCUACUUUUAAAAACCUAUCGGUCAGCUUACAAAAUGGAUUGGUCAGCUCAACCAGUCACAGAGCCACUUAGGACAGGGGAUUGCUCACUUCUACACCAUUACUUUCCAGCAGAAGAGUUUGAAAACUUGUUGGACAUCCAGAGUGAUGAAUUAACUUUUCACUAUUUUAAGGUACUUUUGUAUACUCAAAAAGUUAGAGCUAUACUGAUACUUUUGGACUGUAUACCAGCUGUGGUUAGAAAAACCCUUAGGUCUGUUGCUGCUUAUUUAGUUAAAAUUGCAAUUCAGUUGAUUGAUAUAGACAGCUGUGUAUCUUGGAAUGGACAGAUAUCAAACAUAACAGUGGAAAACUUUCAAGUGCCUUUGUGGCACCACCUGCUCGAGCAUCUACCUGUUAUUUUGCCAUAUCUUGGACCAAAGAAGAUAGCAAAUUUAUCAGACUUGAUGGUGAAUAUUCUUAUAGAAUCAACUGAACAAAGUUUACCAUCUGGCGAAUUAACUUUGUAUAUUGUAACCAAACAUUUUAUAAUGACAUCCAUCUUCCAAGAAUUGAGAAGCCUUCAAACAGCAUUUGUGGGAUCUUUGUGGAAAUAUGCUGAAAAGCUCUUCCAGGGCUCUAAAAGAAAAAAUGAUGAACAAAGGAGUGAUGGCUUGACUGAGAAACUGUUUACCCAUCUUUCUGGAAAAUCCAAGUUGUGGUCAGAGUUUGCUAACACAACACCAAAGGUCACAAAUGUCAGCAAAGGAAUGGAAUCUUACAAUAACAUGUGGUUAGAAGUGCAAGAGGCUGCUUGCAUUCUAAACCAGUGGAUGAAUCUUAAGGUUCAUUCUAAAAGGAAAAUAAAACUUGAAAAAAUCCUUAUGUUGUUAAAAGUCCAUAGCUGUUUGCCACUAGAGUCCUUAUUUCCUGGAAACCAAAUUAGAUGUUUGCUUGGACUCACCACUCUUCUGUUUUCUGUGCGAGACUGUUUGAUGACUGGCAGGUUCCAUGGAGAUGUGUGUGAAAUUACUAUAGAAAUAUGUGUAGCUUUUGUCAGUAUUUUAGCAGGAGUUCGAAGUGUGUGGCUCUUUCCCUUUGUUGAACCAGUUCCUCUUUUGACAUGUGUACUUGACAGUUUGGCUGUCAUCAUAGACAAGGAAAAAAAUAGUUCAAUGCUUGAUACUCUGAGGACCUGGAACAGUCAUUUCAUUAACAGUUUGAUUAAACUAGCAAUAAGAGAUGUAUCUGUGAAGAACAAUUUACAGGAUAUUGUGAAAUACAUAUCAGAGGAGCUGUACAGUGAAGAACGUUCUGGAAAGAAAGAUAUUAUCGUAAAAGCAGCCAUAAUUUUGCUUUCACAUUUGGCUGAGGUAUCUCAAAGGUUACACAUGAAACCCCAGUUAAAUGAAACUUGCAACAAAAUGUUGCAAGAAAUAAGUACAGUUUUAGAUACGUGGCUACAUCGUUGUCCACUGAAGAACUGGAGUCAGCUAGAUGAACACAUACAAUCACUGGUCUUAGAUGGCUUUGGUGUUCUUGUUGAACUCUCGUGCAAAGGAAAAGUUUCAGCUAAAAAGUGGAAGAAGAAUCUUAAUGCUGUUCUACAUUUGGUUUACGAAUCUCUUCACCAACCUGUUUGUAAUUUUUAUCAAAAAAAAUCAAGCCUGAAGGUGUUGAUUGUCAUUUGUUCCAACAAGGUGCAUAUUGAUAAGUUACCAACACAUUUUGUGGAAUCAACGUGGAAUACCCUAAUCCAACACUUAUUGGAGUCAGACACUGACCUGAUGACAAAUCAAUCUGUAAUUCACACAACUUCAGAAAAUUAUCAAAACAGUACAAGACUGUUUCAAACCAGUUUUGGUGAAAAUUCACUGAAAAUUGCUCUUGACCAGAAAAAAGAUCUGAACUCAGUUAUCUUUUCUUCAGAAACAACCUUUUCUUAUGAAGAUUCACUGAGGACUAGCCAAAAUGUGUUGGAUUUACCAGAAAUAGAAUUCAAAGCUUUAUCUUCUAUUGUUAAAACUUGUAAUGAAAAUGAAUUUGAGAAAGCAUUGCAGCAUCUUUUGGAGGAAUCCAACACAAUACUUGGCAAACAACAAUUAUCAGACAAGAUUCCUUGUUUGAUUCACAUCUGGAAGCUACUUUUGAAGUUGGACUUGGAACAUGGACAACAGAAACUUCUUUCAAGAGUAUUUCAGACAGUUAUUUUUCAACUACAGUUUCUUACUGCCUACAUGAGCACUGCACCAAACUUCAGCAUAGUAUUACUUCCUGUUUUGGAUUUAAUGACAGUAGCACUAUGGAAAGGCAAGAUGUUUCUUAGUAGUCAAUCUGCAAUUUCGUGUCUUCAUGCUUGUGAGUACAGCAACCUGAUGAAUCUGGCUAAUCAACCCAAAUGUUAUGCAUCAGUGUUUGGAGCUGUGUGUGGUGUUUUAAAUGAACUCCUUAUUCAACAUCUGCAUACAGUUUUAGCUGCUGUGCCACCUUUUAGUUCCUGUGUUUCUCUUUUAUUGAGAAGCAUGGUGCAAGCAGCAGAUCAAACCAUUGUGAACAGUUGUGAAAUUUAUCUUCAACAAGAACUUCACACUUGUACUCAGAAUUUGGAAAGACUUCUCACACUUUUGUCAGCUCAGAAAAUGGAACUGUCUAAAUUGGCCCCCUAUCUUGUUGCUGAUUAUGUCUCUGAAGCUCAGAAGGUUACAAUUCAUCCAGUUUUAAAGAAAUCCAUUGUAUUAGGCAUUUUUCGAGUUCUGGAUGUGUGUAGUUCACACAGUUUGUCCAUGCUUCAAGCUACUUUAUCAUCAGGAGCAAAGGAGAUAUUUAAAGUGUUGCAUGAUGAUUAUCACAAAUUUCAUCGGUACAAAGGACAUGUAUAAACAUUGUAUUUAAUUAUAUCCUGUAUAUAAGGAAUACUUUUGUAUGUUUGAAUUUUUCUGUUAAUAAAGGAAAUUAAUGAGUGUCACAAAUA